UUUGGCACACGCCGCUGUUCCCGCUGCCUGGCAUCGAUAAGCUCCAACGAGCUGGUAAUGCGUGCUCGCAAUUUAGUUUUUCAUGUUAACUGCUUCUGCUGCACCGUUUGCCAUACGCCACUAACCAAAGGUGAUCAAUAUGGCAUUAUCGAUGCGCUAAUCUACUGCAGAACUCACUACAGCAUAGCGCGCGAGGGCGAUGCUGCAUCGUCGACUAGCAUGAGCGCCACGUAUCCUUAUAGCACACAGUUCGGGUCGCCGCACAAUGAUUCAUCGAGUCCGCAUUCGGAUCCCAGUCGCAGUAUUGUUCCUACGGGCAUUUUUGUGCCCACAUCGCAUGUUAUAACGGGCUUGCCGCAGCCGGCACGGCAAAAGGGCAGACCGCGCAAACGCAAGCCAAAGGAUAUCGAGGCCUUUACAGCUAAUAUAGAUCUCAAUACGGAAUAUGUGGACUUUGGUCGUGGCAGCCACAUGAGCGCCUCGUCGAGAACUAAGCGCAUGCGCACCUCGUUCAAGCACCAUCAGCUGCGCACCAUGAAGUCCUACUUUGCCAUCAAUCACAAUCCCGAUGCAAAGGAUCUGAAGCAAUUGUCGCAGAAAACGGGCCUACCAAAGAGAGUGCUGCAGGUUUGGUUUCAAAAUGCUCGCGCCAAGUGGCGUCGCAUGAUGAUGAAGCAGGAUGGCAGUGGGCUGAUGGAGAAGGGCGACGGCACCUUGGAUUUGGAUAGCAUUUCGGUGCACAGUCCGACGUCGUUUAUGCUGGGCGGUCCGAACAGCACGCCACCGCACAAUCUCGACUAACAGCUGUUGGAGCGGGAGCAACUAAAUGCAACGGCGGCUGCUGCGGCGGCGGCGGCGGCUGCUGCAGCUGCAGCCUACUCCAUAGAGCUGCAAUUGCUGCAGGCGAGCGGCAGUGGAUCGGCGGCUCUAUUAACGUUGGCGGACCUGUUCAACGCCAGCAAUGAAUAGCUUCAAAUUAAAUACUCAAAAAAUAUGGUAGAGGAGGAGGCGGUAGAGGAAGAGGAAGAGCAAGAGGAAGAGAAGAUAAUGUUGUUAGACGAGAAGUGGCAGCAAGUUGGCAUUAAGUAUUUUUGUAGUGUUGCAUCUAGAAACCAAAUCAAAAUUCCAAAUUUCGCUCACUUAUCAAAUUAUUGUUUUUUUUUAAUACCCUGUAGUUGAUGAUAUUGGUAGGGUAUAUUGUUGUGGUACACGUAUUUAUUAGGUAGAGUAAGACGUGGCAGCGCCCGAGCAUAUUUAUAUUUGCCACGUCUAUUAAUUUAUUCGUUUGCCCCUCUAAACGUCGGUCUGCUUCUACGUCUCUUUGAACGCUUCUAACUCGAGUACUAUAAGAGCUAUACCAUUGAAAUUUUCCAUGUAUAUUCUUGUAUACC
This is a messenger RNA of Drosophila hydei, 1391 nucleotides long. Its product is annotated as protein apterous-like. Gene Ontology annotation, molecular function: RNA polymerase II transcription regulatory region sequence-specific DNA binding; DNA-binding transcription factor activity, RNA polymerase II-specific. Gene Ontology annotation, biological process: regulation of transcription by RNA polymerase II; neuron differentiation. The record is from RefSeq and is a predicted model, not a curated record. The transcript is spliced from 4 exons. Gene Ontology annotation, cellular component: nucleus. Bases 58 to 801 code for a protein of 247 amino acids. NCBI's taxonomy places the organism in Eukaryota, Metazoa, Arthropoda, Insecta, Diptera, Drosophilidae.